Aspergillus sclerotioniger CBS 115572 is the source of this 2512-nucleotide messenger RNA. Its product is annotated as putative respiratory complex assembly protein Rmp1. The coding region runs from base 45 to 2351 and encodes 768 amino acids. The transcript has a single exon. Lineage: Eukaryota; Fungi; Ascomycota; Eurotiomycetes; Eurotiales; Aspergillaceae. The record is from RefSeq and is a predicted model, not a curated record.
UUUCUACUAGACUCCGGGCUGGUGCGCUUUGUUUCUCGUUCCAUAUGCUGUCUCGAUCCUCCAACAGCGCAGCAGGUCUACUGAGCUGCCGGCUGCUUCCAGAAUGCAGAGCGAGCUUCCUCCCUUCCGCAUUGCGCCGGCGUAAUGGCGCUAUCCGGUUCGAAUCCACCGAAAGUGAUGCCCAAGACACACCGCUGCCGUCGCCUCAUCCCCCUCGUGCUCAUCGACCCCCCCGUCAACGCCGUCCACACAAAAGGAGCCGAGGUAGGAAGGUACCAAUCUCAGUGAGCACGCUCGGGAAUCCUGGUGAGGUGGUGGUCGUGCAGGAACGACAACGCCGCCAAUUGCGCAAAGCGAAAGAAGGACCGAAGGAGAUCUUUGACAGGACUGCUCUUCCUUUAUUUUUGAGGGAAAUAGAGAACGACGAUAAUUAUGUCGAUAGCGAACUGUUGAAAACCCGUGUCGAAAGUUUACGUGACAAUUUACAACCCCAACACAAGUUGACCGUUGCCGAUUGGGAGGGCCUUCGAAAUGAGCUCCAAUCGUCCUUUACAUAUCGCCAAUUAUCGGACUACAUAUCAGAAACGAGAGAAGACAGUUCGAAUCAGGAUGGGACAAAAGUUGCGCAAUGGACACCCGGGAUUUCAGAGUUCCUAGAAACAGGCGAUCUUUCUUCUCGAAGAGGUGUCGCUGAUAGAGUCGCCCCAUCGCAGGCUCUCAUGGGAAAACACCUACUUGCUGAAAGGAUCCUCCGUGACUGCUGGCAUCUCGGAGUUCUUGAUGAAGUCGGUCAACUAGAUAUGCAUCUGCCUACGCCCGCAUUAUCUCUACUCCUCAACUCGCAGCACUUUUCUUUCGAGGAAUUAGCCAGCUUACAUGAGGCAAACAUUGAUGUCAUGCAUGCAUUUGGGCUUGUGAGGAUUACAGGACGGCAGCGUAUCUGUGAAUCAAUCUCUGAGAUUAUACACGAUACCACCACUAGGGUUCGACAGGAAGACAUUGAAUUGCCACCAGACGAAACGAGGACAAAAGUCAACAAUCGCAUCUUCACAUCCGAUUUCCUCUCAUGGGUGACCAAAACAUACAGAGUAGCCUUCGAACAAACAACACCGCAUACGCCAAACCGAAUCUUCUACCUGGUUGAGAACAAACAGGAUGCGGACAACGCGCGCAGGGCCCUCAAUCUUGCAUAUUACGGCGCAAAUGCUCCUCCUGUCCCUUUUAGCACCUAUGUACCCUCGACCGAGCCAGCUAGUGUCCACGAUGUUGACCCCGAGAACAACACGACAUGGCCCGAUAGACAAAAAGCAUGGUUCCGAUGGGCCACACCGGCAACUCAGGCUCCCGAGAUAAGCCCGUUGGACACACAGUUCUUCGAUAAUCACCAAACUCGCCUGUCGGACGAGCUUUUCAAGCUACUUCGACAAAAAUCAGUCACUUAUCAUGCAAAUCAAGAAACCGGCGCUGAUGUCCACGAAUCGGUAACAGCAGCAGUCGGCAAAUGCCUUUUCUUGCGAAAGCCAUUCUUCGAGGAGAGCUCGGUGAACGCCUCGCAACUCGGCAAAAUGUCACUCCCAAGGACAUUUACCACCGACAUCCCUCGUGCGGCCCAAUUCCUCCGCAUGCUGGCCCCGCAGCCUGUAGACGAGCACCAACAAGCCCACCGCAUCCGACUAGUCCCAUCGGCCCUCAACGCCAACGUCUUCCCUCAGCUAGAGCUCGAAGUCACCGCAAAGACCAACCGCCGACCCGAUGACCCGGACCCAGAACUCGCCAUGCGCAGCGCAAAACUAAUCCUUGCCGAGAGCAACGUGGACUACCUCCUCCCAGAAAACGGGCUCGAUCUACGCUUCACCCGGAAACUAACCCGGGAGCUCCUCACCAGCUCCCAAGACAGCUUCUCCCUCAAAGCUCUGGAAGAAUGUCUCCGAGGCCUCUUCACCCGCUCCAUCACGAGCGACGGAGAACUCCCCCUUCCCGCAUUCACACAAGUCACACUCCCCCGCGAUAUCCUGGGCCAGGAUACAACCUCCACAGAAUACAUGUUCCUCCCCGUCAGCGAUAUCAGGGGUACACGCAUCCAUCGGUACGAUUUCCGCGGCCAGCAGCUCAACUAUGCUUUCUACGAGAGCGGUCCAUUCAACCCUUACCAGACCUCUGACCUGUUCUUGAACAUGGACACCGCAAAGGACGAGUCUGCAUCGGCUGAGUCUGUCUCCGAGACGGACGUGUCCCGUGACGCACUGAAAGACAAUUUCCACACUUUUUAUAAGACCGCUUGUGCAUUGGCUUUCGAGUUGGAUAAGGCUCGACGUUUGGAGGCGAGCUGGGAUAGUACCGGCGCUAUUUAAGUAUUGGGUUUGUGGUGGAGUCGAUUUGUGAGCCAUGUAUUUAUAGAUUUAUUUGAUGAUAUAUGUAUACUAUGAAAAUAUAUUUGGAAGGCAUGUCUCUACUGUGUAUGGUUGUUGUCUGGUUGUGGUUGCAUGUAAAUGGGCGGCUCCCUGUUGAGGGU